AUUGCUCUCAGGGAAAGUCGCUCAUGGCGCGAAGUUAAUGAUUACUCUGCCCGCGCGUUGUGCCACUGUGACACACACCCUCCGUCGUUCACGCGCCCCUUCGGUCGGUGACGCGCAGCAACAUAAAGCGCUUUCCAGCAGACUUGUGGACAGAACCUCUGAUCGCCGGACUGCAGAAGUCUCCUGCUGCCUUGACCGAGCGCCCUGCGCUCCUGAGCGCGCGGGACCUCUGGGAGCGCAGAAGGUGACGCGCGCUGUUUUGACUCGGACAGGAUGGCGGACACGUGGAGCCAAAACGCGUCCUUUUGGAAUCGGACUUCUGGGGGUCGCGAGCGCUUCGGAAGCCUGGAUGACAUCGACGUGCCAGCAGACGGGUCCCCGGGUCUGCGCAUCAUCAUCUCCAUCGUUUACUCGUUGGUUUGCGCAGCCGGGCUGCUGGGGAACCUGUUGGUCUUUUUCCUCAUGAAAGUCCGGCGAGGACGGAAGAAGCGCUCGAGUAUCAACCUGUUCAUCCUCAACUUGGCCGUGACGGACUUUCAGUUCGUGCUGACGCUGCCCUUCUGGGCAGUGGACACGGCCCUGGACUUCAGUUGGCCGUUUGGACACGCCAUGUGUAAGAUCAUCCUGUCCGUCACAGUCAUGAACAUGUACGCCAGCGUCUUCUUUCUGACGGCCAUGAGCGUCACCCGGUACUGGUCCGUGGCGUCUGCCCUCAAGGACCGAACCCGGAGGCGCGUGUGCCCCGUGCGCUGGGUGAUCGCGGGACUCUGGGUCUUCGCCACAGUUGCGACCCUGCCCACAGCCAUCUUCUCCACGGUGAAGAGCGUGGCGGGAGAGCGCCUGUGUCUCUUGGGCUUCCCUGAUGGCCAACAGUCGCUGGCGCUCUACCACCUGCAGAAGAUCCUGGUGGCCUUCGUGUUCCCCAUGCUGAUCGUCUCCGUGUGCUACCUGCUGCUGCUGCGCUUCGUGCGCCUGCGCAGCAUGGUGAACAACAACCAGGUGAAGCGGCGCUCCAGAGUGACCCGGUCUGUCACGAUCGUCGUCCUCUCCUUCUUCAUCUGCUGGAUGCCGAACCACGCCAUCACCUUCUGGGGAGUCCUGGUCAAGUUCAACGUGAUCAACUGGGACAAGACCUACUACAUGGUCCACACUUACAUCCACCCGGUCACCGUGUGCCUGGCGCACACCAACAGCUGCCUCAACCCGGUUCUCUACUGUCUGAUGCGCCGGGAGUUCCGCAAGAAAAUGAAGGACCUGUUUUGGAGGAUGUCUUCACCCUCCGGCAAUAACAGCUGCCACCUUAGACCUUUCUCCGGAACGGUGAGGGCGGAACCCGAGGACACGCAGGUCGUAAUCCCGCUCAACACGGUGGACACUGAGAACUACCGGCUGUCUGUUCUCAUGGACCAAGGGGACACCGGAGAGCUGCCCAGAUGAUCUGAUGAAAAGUGUAAUAUAUUAAAGAAUGAAUAAUGUAAUCAUUUGCGAGGAUGGAGCAGUUCCUGCAGGAGCGCGCAAAAUGCGCAACUCCAGAGCUGUAAACCGACAUCAGAUGUUUUAUGUCUGUCCGACUGAAUGUUCUAUUGUGCGUUAUAAAACGAAUAAAAAUAAGAAAAAGAAUUAAAUUAAACGGUGAAUGUUUAUAUAUAGUGGCUCGAACCUUACCGCCCGGUCGUCAGGGGCUCAACACAAACUGGCACCAUUUUUACGCACGCAGCAACCCGGACCCUACAGUACAAAACAUUUUACACGGGUGACGUAAUCGAAUGGCGUGAUGUAUUGUGUAAAUACUUGACUAUUUGAAUGUUAAAAAAAAAAAAAAAAAAAACCUCGAACCUUAAAAUGUUUUUAAAUAAAGCCAGUGAACUUGAGAUUAAAUGCUUUAUUUCUUUUCUGAUGUGAUCAUCACGAUGAACAUAAUGUGAAAAAAUAUAAUGUUCACUCUUUCGUUCAUAAAUGAUGCUGUGCCACUGAAGAUGUCAACGUAAAUUCUAUAUUGUAAUUCAUUUGUCUUUACAGAAACUGACAAAAUAAAAUGAUCUCAUUCUUGGAUAAUUGUAGAGCAUCACACCUGCGCACACACACACAUGUUGCACCAUCUUUGACUUAAAGCACUCAUCUACUGUAUACUGCAUUACGAGUGCACUCAUACUCAUACUCGUACCAUCAGUUAGCCCAUUGCCAUAAUGCUUUCUCCAGCUUCUCAUCCUUCACUUAACCAUCCAGAACAACUCACCGGCUAACCUUAACCAUGACAUUUUGACAUAACCAAACUCAAAGCUAAUUGUCAUGACCUUGUUGUCUUCACCGUGGGGUCCAGCAAAAGGACCCCACAAAGACAUGAGGGCCACACACUCACGCUAUGAGAAAAAAGUGGUUGGAACUAGUUAAGAAAAUAUAUAUUUUUUUGCAUUUGUUUGUUGAAAUUGUUUUUUUUUUUUCAAAAUGUGUCGUGAAGAAUGUGAAGAAUGGUCGUGAUAAUAUUUUGAUCAAUAAAGAGAACUUGAAAGGAUGCGUGGGCUCAGUAAAUAUAUGAAGUCUAUUAUUCUAAGGACUCAAAGAAAUUCAAAGGUAGGACUUGGGGACUUGACUUGAGAGUUGUGAGAUGACUUGGGACAUUAUUCAGGGCAUGGCUGAAUUGAUUUGGGACUUGAGGAAAGAGAUUUGAGACAUACUUAUGACAACCAAAAUAAAUACUUUGUCCAACUGCUGGAACAAGGACACUUGCCAGCUUUGAAUGUUUUUGGUUUUUUUUUAACUGACAUGUCAAGUUCCAGUCUGAAGUCACCUUUCACCAGCAAUAAAGUAAUGUUGACAUAAAAGAACACAACUGAAAGUUACAACUUAAUAUGUGGAAUAAGAAUUGAUGCGUAAAUAAAAUGCAUAGACAUCUUUGUUUUACUCCCACAAAUCUAACUUUUCCUCAUGACAAUGAAAAUAUUGUUUAAUAUUUAGCAAAGUUUCUUUUGACAGACACAUUUUAAAUAUUUAAAUGUAAAACUGUCAAGACUUCUGGGGUUAAAAAUGUGGCAAAAAUGAGAUAUUUCUCUCCCUCUGCAAGUUUUGCAUGACACAAGGUGAACUGACUCAGAAAUUGACACAGAAACACAGCCAGCCAGUAACAGCUGAGUGAACUUUGUACCAAUCUGAAGGUGGCAGCCUCAUUAUUCUUUUAUCACCUGCAACACACAAGCACUCACACAAAGACAGGAAACACGGUCACCAGUAUGACUUUCAUUGUCAACACAUUGUAAUAAAACCUGCAUAAAAGUGUAAUUACCAGACAUCUGCCACCCUUCAUCUGAUUCUAUGUGGCCUAUUUGUUGUUUAGUACUUAAGAACAUACCUUAAAAUGUAAAGGUAAAAAUGAAACACUCUCAUGUUCACAACACCAACUUAUUAAAAAAAAAUGAGAUAGAUGAGAUACAUUUGUAGCUUCCUGGAGGUUUCAUCUUAUUUCUAUGGUUCUAAGAACACCAAUUACAUUGUUCUGCCACUUUAAUACAAAUGUAAAUUUUGCUCUAUAAGAGCGUAUCAAAUGUAUAUUAAGGGUCUCUCUUUGAAAAUAGUUGCUUCCGGGCCUUAGAACAGAGAACACAGAGUAAUACUAUACUUGAGUACGACACAAAUCAAAUGCUUCAGAGACCGGUGAUGUGCAGAAGUAAAUAUCUCCUGACUAAGAAGAGAAACUGCACAUGUAGCACUAUGUGAAGGCAACUCUUGCUUAUGUACCGUUCAACACAAACCAGCACAAGACUGAUCUGCAUGGAAAUUAAACUAGACCUAUUCCCUCUCCCAGCCCACAUUUGCAAAAUCUAUGACAUGAUUAGAUCAAACGGUUCAUCUAUAAUUCAAAAUUAAAUCAAAUCGUACGCUCCAAACUCUGAAUUAUAAUUCCUGUCAUUUCCUGGUGUGACUUGUUUGUGUCUGCAACAGGAAAAGAUGAAGCCAAUUAUCCACACUGCUGUGUGGCUGCAGGGAUGCCCCCUGUACUUUAUGGCCUGACCUGCAUGCCUGCUGGCCAUUUGAUGCUAUGAGCAGGAUGGCAACUCAAAUAAGAGGCAGAGAACGGCUCAAAUGCACAGCCAUCAAAAUCUGACAGAGAGGUCUCGAGGCUACAUGUCAUAGAGAUACAAAAUACAGAGAUUUAUCCAUUUAUAAGAAUGAGGUAACACAUAGAAGUUUAGAACUUCAUGCAGAGGAUGGAAGAAAGCCUUACCUGUGAUCAGCUGGAACAGGGGAAAGUGUUGGAGACAUGCCUUGUUUCCUGGUGGGAUAGACUUAUAAAGCCACCUGGCACAUGCAGGACCAAGGACAGCGCCAUGGUAAGACACCGUAUUGUGUGAAUAAUUGUGUGAACAUGAAUAAGAUCUAGCUAAAGAUGGCCCUUGCUUUAAUUCUGGUAAGCUGCUCUCCAAGUCUUUCGAUUCGUUAAAUUCCUUAGUGACUCGUUUUGAGUGCUUGAGCUUUAAUUUGGUAUUUCUGCCGUGAGCAUAUAUUGUCUCCCGCUUUUCUUGAAUGUUUUCUCCUUCGUUACACUAGUUUCUGUUAUUAUUUGUCAUCCAUGCUACUUGACAAGUCUCUCCUGGCCGCUGUUUGUUUUGUGCACUAGAUCAUGACUUUUAACAAGCACUUUUUGACGGCUGUGUGUACUUCAGUUCCUGUUUGUAACUGUUGUUUUCUCUCUGUUUCAGGUGUUAUCACUUGGUUCCAAACAUGGUUAUCUUUCACAGUCCUGUGACAUCCUCAGAUCUCCUUUCUGUCGGUCAUUGUGUCCAUAUUUCUUGGCAAAUAAACUUGCUAAUAAAAAUUAUGUUGUCAAAGCCAGACUGGCAGCCAGACUGUUCACCACAGGCCAUUGGGUUCCACUCUCUACGGUUCCUGACACAGAUGGAUGGACGGUGUACACACUGCAGCUGAAGAACCAAUUUCAGUACAUGGAGUUUGGGCCCCUUGGAGAGCCUCAAACCCAUUUUGUCUGAAUAAAUCGCUUUGUACAUUUGUAAGUCUGCAACUGUAAGCAGAGCGCCACAGAAUUACAGACGUAUUUCACAGGAAGUAGCUCUUGAAUUUGACUUGAAGGAAACAACAUAAACCCAUGACAUCAGUCCGUAGCAAUCUGUAGCAAGACGCAGGUGAAUGGAGGAGAUUCGUCUAAUCUCCUGCCUCAUCCAAUACUCACCA
Messenger RNA from Synchiropus splendidus (mandarinfish), 5184 nucleotides. It is a transcript of the gene rxfp3.3b, whose product is annotated as relaxin family peptide receptor 3.3b. The record is from RefSeq and is a predicted model, not a curated record. Bases 274 to 1437 code for a protein of 387 amino acids. Lineage: Eukaryota; Metazoa; Chordata; Actinopteri; Syngnathiformes; Callionymidae. Gene Ontology annotation, biological process: immune response; G protein-coupled receptor signaling pathway. Gene Ontology annotation, molecular function: G protein-coupled receptor activity. Gene Ontology annotation, cellular component: membrane. The transcript has a single exon.